This is a messenger RNA of Cladophialophora immunda, 3096 nucleotides long. RefSeq lists its product as uncharacterized. Gene Ontology annotation, molecular function: zinc ion binding; transcription cis-regulatory region binding; DNA-binding transcription factor activity, RNA polymerase II-specific. NCBI's taxonomy places the organism in Eukaryota, Fungi, Ascomycota, Eurotiomycetes, Chaetothyriales, Herpotrichiellaceae. Gene Ontology annotation, biological process: positive regulation of transcription by RNA polymerase II. Gene Ontology annotation, cellular component: nucleus. The transcript has 5 exons. Bases 686 to 2812 code for a protein of 708 amino acids. The record is from RefSeq and is a predicted model, not a curated record.
CUCCUACCCUGGCCCCAUGUGAACUCUGCUUGCCUGCAGUCACCGCGAUGCUUCCUCCCCCAUUGCCUCCAAGCUUCGAGGUUUGCGUGCAACUCUCGUAACUAGCCCGGCAGGAUGGAUCUAUCCCUCGAUGCCGGGAGCUGCCCUCCUGCAUCUGUGGUGGGACUCCAAUCAAGUCCUGGUGACCAGGGCCGUAACAGGUGCGCACAAUGACAUCGUGAUUGCCUCAAACUAACAGACCCGACCAUACCGAUUCCUGAUUGACCUCUCGAGGCACCAGGGAUGUAUCGUUUCGUUCUUCAAGCCAAACAUCCUCCACUCCUCCAACAUUCUUUUCAAGUCCGUUCGCCUUCCUUCUCCUCGAGCAUGGCAUAGCGACAGGCCUCGAACCUCGACCUCGACCUCGACCUCGACUUUUUUUCUUCGGUACCAAAGUACUGCAUUGGAUGUGUGCCGCGCUUGCUUGCCUGCCUUAUCUCCUCCACCGCGCGCCGCUCGUCUCGAUCCUCUUCUGCUCGCCCCUCCAAAUCUACGCCCAAGCCUUGCCUUUCCCUUGUUUGCCACACGGACGCUGUCAAGCUGAGAUUGAGGGCACUAAUGCAUGCGGCCUGACAUGCGUCGUUGCCCUUGAACAGGUCGUGCGCCAUCACAAGCCCCGUCGAGAUUAUUUGCGCAACGAUUCUUCAUGAUCACUACCACAACACUGGUGAUGCCAGUCGACAAGCGAGGGGAGGCCUUGAGAAGACCGCCGCUGCGCUUGCCUGUGAUUGCGCCCAAAGAAGACCAAUCUUCCUCGGCUAGUUCCAGCCGCAGUGGCCCUAGUGUCCCUCCGCGUUCCCGGCUGCCUCCACGGUCGAGAAGUGGCUGCUGGACUUGUCGCUCGCGCAAGGUCAAAUGCGACGAAAGCAAACCCCUCUGCGGCCCCUGUGCUCGCCUGAGCCUCAAUUGCGACUUCAACCCGCGCAUCUCCUUUCGGAAUGACACCUCGAGAGUUCUGGGACGUAUGCAGGACGUCUCAAUCGCCGAAAGUCCUGUGUGGAAUCCGAAUUCCCCUGCGCUGACCGAAAACAGCCCUGGAUCGGCCGAGGUGGACGAUCUUCCGCCUUUCGCCACCCUAACCACAGAUGAGGAGCGUGAGAAGAAGGCAGGGAGGUCGAGCCCCGGAACGUACAACGUCGUCGUCAACCCAGAAAGCUUUCAACAUCUCCCAGAGUACAACGACGAGCCCGAAGUCAAACGAGAGUUGUUGCCGCCUCUACGUCGAGGCUCCAUAGCCACCUCACUUGCGAGUAGCCUUGGUCGCGAACCCGGCGGCGAAGCCAUCCCGGUCUCGGGAGACCCCAACAUUGUUGUGUUGCCUAGAUUCGAAGAUGUCAAGCGGCGCAGCACGUUCAGCUCCAAUCGGGCACGGUCACCUAUAUCCCCGAUACUCAGACAAGCCACGGUCAAGGAUGAAGCAACCAUCAAGGUUGAGGAGCAGGAGGAAGCUGUGCUCAGCGAAGACUCAGAUUCCACGACUGAGUCGUCCAGGGUAGGCCCAGAGGCUCGAUAUUUUCGACAGUUCCGCCAGGUGGUUUGGAAACACUUGGUUCCAGCAGAGCCUGACCAAAGAGAUGGUAUGGUGCGGUCGAGUGUCCACAUUCUCGAACUCGCCGCCAACAGCUUCCCUCCAUUGUACCACGCGAUGAUGGCGGUCGCAGCCCUGAGUGUGGCGGUCCAAGAAGGAAAAGAAUGGCUGGACGCUCUCCAACAUUACCAACAAGCAUUGCCUGCCUUGCAGUCCACUCUCCGUGAUCCCAACGACCUGUCGUCCGAUGGUGCUUUUCUGACCCACUUUCUCUUACUGAUCUACGAGAUCGCCGCCGCCGAAGCCGAGCACUCGAAUCUCUGGUCGCAGCACCUGAUGACCCUUUUACAAAUUUCGCUGUUACGACGCGAAGAGUUGGGCGGCGAAAUCUAUCCGUUUAUUGUUUGGUGGAUCUGCAGCAUUGACCUCGAUGCCUUACUCAGCGGUGCCGGCAGUGGCAGCUACGUCGAGUCUUUGUUAAACAACGACUUCAUCCCUCCCCCAAGCUUCCACUUAUACCCGCUGGGCCUCGAUGGCUCGAGCGUCCUCUAUGCCGAAGAGGUGGAAGUUCUCCCCACUAUCCUACAACUCGAUUACGAGGUGAGUAUUCUUGCCAUCCGGCUGGCGCUUCUCGCACGCGAAUUCCGGGGUGAUGUCACAUUCGACCGUGCAGAUGUCCUACAGAGAAACCAAGCCGUUCGAAUACGCCAAAGCCGGAUUUUCGAGCUCCAGGAGGCGUUACGCCAGUUAUGGGUGACCCCGGCCGUGAUGAUGGUCAACCAAGAGAUAGACAAUCUCCCACUUCGCCCGAAACAACUGUACGAGCAUGCAGCGUCCUUGUAUCGCGCAUGUAUCAUCUAUUCGCACACGUCCAUGUGGUCUGGUCAACGGCUCGAAACGUCUCCAGACUAUGAUACGGAAAUCGCGGUGGCUUCCAGUCAGGUUUUGCAAAUGACCAGCAAAGCCCUUGCGGAGGAUCGAUCGUACUGCCGAUAUCUGGUGUUCCCGGUGUUUAUGGCCGGGUUCGUGGCCACGAAUGGAGGGCAUCGAAUGCACGCGGUGGACCUGCUCCGCGAGAUGGAGAAAAGCAGCAUUGGGCGCAAUACCAUGACGACACGCAAAGUGCUCGCGGCGGUGUACGAAAAGCAAAACGAGCGAUUCAUGAAUACUGGGCAGAGUCUCGAUGUGGACUGGAUGCAGGUGAUGGUCGAGGAGGGUCUGAUGAUUGUGAACUUUGGGCUUUGAUAUAUACCCCAUCUGAAGCAGUGUUUGUUCGCCGCUGACGCAGUGCUCAUGUAUUCCUUUGGCAAUCACGAACAAGCGCGGAGUUGAGGAGCCCUUUUUUUGUCUGGAGACGAUCAACAGAUAUCUGUGGAAGCUGCGACGGCACUCGAGCGAUUUUUGUUGUCAUUGCUGCGUAGAAAUGGACAUAGCCGUCUACAAUACGCAGGUACCUGUUAAUGAAAUCACCAUCAACCCCAACAUCCACAUCCUAACUGCUUCACCACGGAUCCUGGCCAUCUAUCUAC